Molecule: messenger RNA, 6749 nt
Organism: Condylura cristata (star-nosed mole)
Lineage: Eukaryota; Metazoa; Chordata; Mammalia; Eulipotyphla; Talpidae
Gene: TANC2
Product: tetratricopeptide repeat, ankyrin repeat and coiled-coil containing 2
Exons: 28
Coding region: 161-6367 (2068 amino acids)
Biological process (GO): regulation of dendritic spine morphogenesis
Cellular component (GO): dendritic spine
Molecular function (GO): protein binding
Source: RefSeq, a predicted model, not a curated record
GCAGACCCUCCGCGGGCAUCCGAGCGCGGCGAGGUGUUGUGGGAUCGCGGGCGGCGCCGGCGGGCUGCGCGGUCCUCGCGGAGCCCGGGGACAGGGGCUGGACCCCGAGGUGCAUCGAGCCUCUGGGCGGCAGUUUUGUCAGCACUAGAAUAGCACAACCAUGUUUCGGAAUAGUCUCAAGAUGCUUCUUACUGGAGGGAAGUCAAGUCGGAAAAACCGAUCAAGUGAUGGAGGGAGCGAGGAACCAUCAGAUCGAAGACAGUCAAGUGUAGACUCUCGCCAGGGCCGCUCUGGGCAAGGUGGCAUCUCCACAGAAAGCGACUGUGCCUUUGAGCCAGACUAUGCCGCCCCCCCACUUCCGGUGAGCGAAGGUAUGCAGCACAUUCGGAUCAUGGAGGGCCUGUCCCGCUCUCUCCCAUCCUCCCCCUUACUCACACAUCAGUCUAUCAGUGUUCGGCUCCAGCCUGUGAAGAAGUUAACUGCCCCUCUGAGGAAAGCAAAGUUUGUUGAGAGCCCACGAAUUCCAGAAUCCGAGCUUGGCUCACCCACCCUCACUUCAGCUCAGAAACUGGACGUGGCUGCGUACUGCGCCGAUGACGCUGAACAGGAACUCGGCCCCCCUCCAUCGGUAGAUGAGGCAGCAAAUACACUCAUGACUCGUCUGGGUUUCCUCCUUGGAGAGAAAGUCGCGGAAGUUCAGCCAGGUGACCAGUACAACAUGGAAGUACAGGAUGAAAAUCAGACCGCAGCCAUCACGCAGCGCAUCAGCCCGUGCUCCACCCUCACGAGCAGCACCGCCUCGCCCGCAGCCGGCAGCCCCUGCUCCACCCUCCCGCCUGUCAGCACAGGGGCACCUGCCAAGGACGGCAGCUAUGGGGCCGUCACCAGUCCAACCUCCACCCUCGAAAGCAGAGAUAGUGGCAUUAUCGCUACGUUGACAAGCUAUUCUGAAAACAUGGAACGCACGAAAUACGUUGGAGAGAGCAGCAAAGAAUUAGGAUCUGGAGGAAACCUGAAGCCUUGGCAGUCGCAAAAGUCUAGCAUGGAUUCUUGCUUAUAUCGCGUGGAUGAAAACAUGACGGCUUCCACCUAUAGUCUGAACAAGAUCCCAGAAAGGAAUCUGGAAACGGUUCUGUCACAAUCAGUACAGUCUAUUCCUCUGUAUCUUAUGCCACGGCCAAAUUCAGUAGCAGCCACAAGCUCUGCCCACUUGGAGGACCUUGCUUACCUGGACGAACAGAGACACACACCUCUGCGGACUUCUCUUCGAAUGCCAAGACAGAGCGUGGGCGGUGCUCGCACACAACAGGACUUAAGAGUUCGCUUUGCACCUUACAGGCCUCCAGAUAUCUCCCUGAAGCCUCUGCUCUUCGAAGUGCCCAGCAUCAGCGCGGAGUCAGUGUUCGUUGGCCGAGACUGGGUUUUCCACGAAAUAGACGCGCAACUUCAAAGCGAAAACGCCAGCGUGAACCAGGGUGUGGUGAUUGUGGGGAACAUCGGGUUCGGCAAAACCGCCAUCAUCUCCAGGCUGGUGGCCCUCAGCUGCCACGGCUCGCGGAUGCGGCAGAUUGCCUCCGACAGCCCCCACGCCUCCCCCAAACAUGUGGAUGCCAACAGAGAGUUGCCGCUCACACAGCCACCGGCCACCCAUGCAUCCAUCGCCAGUGGGAGCUGCCCAGGAACACCAGAGAUGCGCAGGCGGCAGGAGGAGGCCAUGAGGAGACUGGCCUCGCAGGUGGUCGCCUGUCACUACUGCCAAGCAGACAACGCCUACACCUGCCUGGUGCCCGAGUUCGUCCACAACGUCGCUGCCCUGCUGUGCCGCUCCCCCCAGCUGGCAGCCUACCGGGAGCAGCUGCUCCGCGAGCCUCACCUGCAGAGCGUGCUGAGCCUCCGCUCCUGUGUCCAGGACCCCAUGGCCUCCUUUCGGAGAGGGGUCCUGGAACCCCUCGAGACGCUCCACAAAGAGAGAAAAAUCCCAGAUGAAGAUUUCAUCAUUUUAAUUGAUGGAUUAAAUGAAGCAGAAUUUCACAAACCGGAUUAUGGGGAUACAAUUGUAUCAUUUCUGAGUAAAAUGAUUGGAAAAUUUCCUUCCUGGCUCAAGCUAAUUGUAACAGUUAGGACCAGUUUACAGGAAAUUACCAAGCUGCUGCCUUUCCAUAGGAUAUUUUUGGAUCGACUAGAAGAGAAUGAAGCCAUAGACCAGGACCUGCAGGCUUACAUCCUGCACCGGAUACACAGCAGCUCAGAGAUCCAGAAUAACAUUUCACUUAAUGGCAAAAUGGACAAUACCACAUUUGGCAAGCUCAGUUCUCACCUCAAGACACUCAGUCAAGGCUCCUACCUGUAUCUGAAGCUCACAUUUGACCUCAUAGAGAAAGGCUACCUGGUGUUGAAAAGCUCUAGCUACAAGGUAGUUCCUGUCUCGCUCUCGGAGGUCUACCUCCUCCAGUGCAACAUGAAGUUUCCAACCCAGUCUUCCUUUGAUCGGGUGAUGCCCCUCCUCAACGUGGCCGUGGCCUCUCUGCACCCACUGACUGAUGAGCACAUCUUCCAGGCCAUCAAUGCUGGUAGCAUCGAAGGCACACUGGAGUGGGAGGACUUCCAGCAGAGAAUGGAGAACCUCUCCAUGUUCCUCAUCAAGCGCAGAGACAUGACCCGGAUGUUUGUGCAUCCUUCCUUCCGAGAGUGGCUUAUAUGGAGAGAAGAAGGAGAGAAAACCAAAUUUCUCUGUGACCCCAGGAGCGGUCACACGUUACUUGCCUUCUGGUUUUCCCGCCAAGAGGGGAAACUAAACCGACAGCAGACCAUCGAGCUGGGACACCACAUACUCAAAGCACAUAUUUUUAAGGGCUUGAGUAAAAAGGUCGGCGUGGCAUCCUCCAUCCUCCAGGGCCUCUGGAUCUCCUACAGCACAGAAGGCCUUUCCAUGGCCCUGGCGUCUUUACGAAACCUCUACACUCCAAAUAUAAAGGUCAGCCGACUGCUGAUUUUAGGAGGUGCCAACAUUAAUUACCGGACGGAGGUGUUAAAUAAUGCUCCAAUUCUGUGUGUCCAGUCUCACCUCGGCUACACGGAAAUGGUGGCCCUGUUGUUGGAGUUUGGGGCCAGUGUGGACGCCUCUUCCGAGAGCGGCCUGACCCCGCUGGGCUACGCGGCCGCAGCCGGCUACCUGAGCAUCGUUGUGCUGCUGUGCAAGAAGCGGGCCAAGGUGGAUCACUUGGACAAGAACGGACAGUGCGCGCUGGUCCACGCUGCCCUGCGAGGCCACCUGGAGGUGGUCAAGUUCUUGAUUCAAUGCGACUGGACCAUGGCUGGCCAGCAGCAAGGGGUGUUCAAGAAGAGCCAGGCCAUCCAGCAGGCCCUCAUCGCCGCCGCCAGCAUGGGUUACACCGAGAUUGUGUCCUACCUACUUGAUCUUCCAGAAAAAGAUGAAGAGGAAGUGGAGCGAGCACAGAUCAACAGCUUCGACAGCCUCUGGGGAGAGACAGCGCUGACAGCCGCAGCCGGGAGGGGCAAGCUGGAGGUGUGCCGGCUGCUCUUGGAACAGGGGGCCGCGGUGGCCCAGCCAAACCGCCGGGGGGCUGUGCCCCUGUUCAGCACCGUUCGCCAGGGCCACUGGCAGAUUGUCGAUCUCUUACUCACCCACGGCGCUGAUGUCAACAUGGCAGACAAGCAGGGCCGCACGCCUCUGAUGAUGGCCGCUUCCGAAGGCCACCUCGGGACUGUGGACUUUCUCCUUGCCCAAGGGGCCUCCAUUGCUCUCAUGGACAAAGAGGGUUUGACAGCCCUUAGCUGGGCCUGUUUGAAGGGCCACCUCUCAGUAGUACGCUCUCUGGUGGAUAACGGAGCAGCCACAGACCACGCUGACAAGAAUGGCCGCACCCCACUCGAUCUGGCCGCUUUCUACGGUGACGCCGAGGUGGUCCAGUUCCUGGUGGAUCACGGGGCCAUGAUCGAGCACGUCGACUACAGCGGGAUGCGCCCCUUGGACCGGGCGGUGGGGUGCCGGAACACCUCUGUCGUGGUCACUCUCCUGAAGAAAGGCGCCAAGAUAGGUUGUCAGACGUUACCGAGUCGCCCACGAGGUCCAGCCACAUGGGCGAUGGCCACCUCCAAGCCAGACAUCAUGAUCAUCCUAUUGAGCAAGCUGAUGGAAGAGGGGGACAUGUUUUAUAAGAAAGGGAAAGUGAAGGAGGCUGCCCAGCGGUACCAAUAUGCGCUGAAGAAGUUCCCUAGAGAAGGGUUCGGUGAGGACUUGAAAACCUUCCGGGAACUAAAGGUGUCUCUCCUCCUCAACCUCUCGCGAUGCCGCAGGAAAAUGAACGACUUUGGAAUGGCGGAGGAAUUCGCUUCUAAGGCUCUGGAGCUGAAACCGAAAUCUUACGAAGCUUAUUAUGCGAGAGCCAGGGCAAAGCGCAGCAGCAGACAGUUCGCAGCAGCCUUGGAGGACCUGAACGAGGCCGUCAAGCUGUGUCCAAACAACCGUGAGAUCCAGAGGCUCCUGAUGAGGGUGGAGGAGGAGUGCAGACAGAUGCAGCCGCCGCCGCCGCCGCCGCCCGAGGAGACGGAGCCCGAGCCCGAGCCCGAGCCCCAGCACGAAGACCUGUACGCGGCGCAGGGCGUGUUCGAGGAGGAAUACCUGGAGCAGGAUGACAGCGUCUCCAUUGGCCUCCAGACAGAGGCGCGGCCCAGCCAGGGGCUCCCCACGAUCCAGAGCCCGCCCUCCUCCCCAGCCCAUCGGGACGCGGCCUACAUCUCCAGCUCCCCGCUCGGCGCUCAUCAGGUGUUUGACUUCCGGGCCAGCAGUUCCGUGGGGUCUCCCACCAGACAGGGCUAUCAGUCCACCUCGCCUGCCCUCUCGCCAACGCACCAGAACUCUCAUUACCGGCCUAGCCCUCCACAUACGUCCCCAGCUCAUCAGGGUGGGUCUUACCGCUUCAGCCCCCCUCCCGUGGGCGGGCAGGGCAAAGAAUACCCGAGCCCGCCCCCUUCCCCACUCCGCAGAGGCCCUCAGUACCGGGCCAGCCCUCCAGCCGAAAGCAUGAGUGUCUACAGGUCCCAGUCUGGCUCACCGGUGCGCUAUCAGCAAGAAGCAAGUGUUAGUCAGCUUCCUGGCAGACCAAAAUCUCCAUUAUCUAAAAUGGCCCAGCGGCCCUACCAGAUGCCUCAGCUUCCUGUGGCGGUUCCCCAGCAAGGGCUGAGGCUGCAGCCGGCCAAGGCCCAGAUUGUGAGGAGCAACCAGCCCAGCGCCGCGGUCCACUCCAGCACCGUCAUCUCCACAGGGGCCUACGGCCAGGUGGCCCAUUCCAUGGCCAGUAAGUACCCGUCUUCACAAGGAGACAUGGGAGUAAGUCAGAGCCGCCUGGUUUACCAGGGGUCGAUUGGGGGGAUUGUGGGGGACGCGAGGCCCGUGCAGCAUGUCCAGGCCAGCUUGAGUGCGGGCGCCAUCUGUCAGCAUGGAGGGCUGACCAAAGAAGACCUUCCCCAGCGACCGUCCUCGGCGUAUCGAGGCGGCAUGAGGUACAGCCAGACGCCUCAGAUCGGGCGUAGCCAGUCUGCAUCCUACUACCCCGUCUGUCACUCCAAGCUAGAUCUGGAGCGUUCCUCCAGCCAACUGGGGUCCCCCGAUGUGUCGCACUUAAUCAGAAGACCUAUCAGUGUCAACCCUAAUGAGAUCAAGCCCCACCCCCCCACCCCCCGGCCGCUGCUGCACUCCCAGAGCGUGGGCCUUCGCUUCUCCCCAUCUAGCAAUAGCAUCUCCUCCAGCUCCAACCUGACGCCCACCUUCCGGCCCUCUUCCUCGAUUCAGCAAAUGGAGAUCCCCCUAAAGCCGGCGUACGAUAGGUCAUGUGACGAGCUGUCGCCAGUGUCUCCCACUCAGGGCGGUUACCCCAGUGAGCCCACCCGAUCCAGGACCACACCAUUCAUGGGCAUCAUAGAUAAGACAGCCCGGACUCAGCAGUACCCUCACCUUCACCAGCAGAGCCGGACCUGGGCGGUGUCAUCCGUGGACACCGUGCUCAGCCCCACGUCUCCGGGCAGCCUGCCUCAGCCCGAGUCCUUCAGCCCGCCGUCCUCCAUCAGCAACAUUGCCUUUUAUAACAAAACCAACAACGCGCAGAACGGCCACUUGCUGGAGGACGAUUACUACAGCCCCCAUGGGGUGCUGGCGAACGGGUCCCGCGGAGACCUGCUGGAGAGAGUCGGCCAGGCCUCCCCCUACCCCGACGUGAAGGUGGCUCGGACCCUCCCGGUGGCCCAGGCCUACCAGGACAACCUGUACCGGCAGCUGUCCCGGGACUCUCGCCAAGGGCAGACCUCCCCUAUCAAACCAAAGAGACCAUUUGUGGAGUCUAAUGUUUAAAAGACAUCUGUUGGAGUGAGACCCGUAUGUGAUCACUGCACAUUUUCAGGCUUGGUUUCCACAUCUGAGGUAGUCCUCUGCUUCACUCUCAUGUAGUUUCUGUGGUGUUCAGAGGUGGCAGCCCUCAUGCUGAAACCCUUUGCAUGCAGCCCCGGGAGCUGGCCGCAGCGCGCCAGGACUUCAGUCUCGCCUGUCCGUGCCCAGCCACGUGCUCCCCUCUCCGGACGCCGGCGAGGAGGUGGUCGCGCCCUGGGCUUUAACCCAGGGAGAUCAGACACUCUGUCAGCUUUUUCCAGGAGACAAUCGCUUUCACUGAUGUUCUUGUUGUGUAAUUGUCUUUCUCCUUUUUUACAAAAAUAUGAUGUUCAUGUUCAUUUUCUUC